Tupaia belangeri chinensis (Chinese tree shrew) is the source of this 659-nucleotide messenger RNA. RefSeq names its product brain expressed X-linked 3 (gene BEX3). The transcript has 2 exons. Gene Ontology annotation, molecular function: signaling receptor binding. Gene Ontology annotation, cellular component: cytoplasm; cytosol. Gene Ontology annotation, biological process: signal transduction. The record is from RefSeq and is a predicted model, not a curated record. Bases 89 to 394 code for a protein of 101 amino acids. Lineage: Eukaryota; Metazoa; Chordata; Mammalia; Scandentia; Tupaiidae.
GGUCUGCGUGCCAAGCGUCGGGGCGGCGCACUUCAGAAGGAUCCGGAGGAGGAGGAGACAGCAAGGAUAGGCCCAGGAAAACAAAGAAAUGGAGCAGCCCAUGCAGAAUGGAGAGGAAGACCGCCCUUUAGGAGGAGAAGGCCAUCAGCCUGCUGGAAAUAAUAGACGGGGACAGGCUCCCCGACUUGCCCCUAAUUUUCGGUGGGCCAUACCCAAUAGGCAGCUCAAUGAUGGGAUGGGUGGAGAUGGAGAUGAUAUGGAAAUGUUCAUGGAGGAGAUGAGAGAAAUCAGGAGAAAACUUAGGGAGCUGCAAUUGAGGAAUUGUCUGCGUAUCCUUAUGGGGGAGCUCUCUAAUCACCAUGACCAUCAUGAUGAAUUUUGCCUUAUGCCUUGACUCCUGCCGUUUUCCUCGAGGUUAAUACUGUGAUUCCCACCAUUUUCUUUUUCCUUGCAUUGUUCUGAUCCACCUUUACCAAUUGGUUUGCUGUGAACCUUCUGUUAUUUCCAUGUGUCAGGUGGGUCUUGUGUUUUCAGCUUCUAUUUGGAGAUUGCCUUUGCACUCAGUCUAAGUUUCUGUCAGCAGUAGAGUUUCACCCAUUUGCAUGGAAAAUGUAAAGUUAAUAAAGCAAAUAGAAAGCAAUCUCUACUUUUAUUAUUGU